Messenger RNA from Cuscuta campestris, 2219 nucleotides. Lineage: Eukaryota; Viridiplantae; Streptophyta; Magnoliopsida; Solanales; Convolvulaceae. The record is from the annotation of a GenBank genome assembly.
AACUCAUUUUUGAACUCAUUUUCAAUGCCCUAUAAAAAUGCAGAGCCUCUCCCCUCACCUUGAACCCACAUCCCAAGCUACUCAACACUCGAUCUCCUCCGGUUGACAAUCCCAUCCUUCUUCUUGAUCAGAACAGUAACAAUGGCCAUAGUGAUCAAAGAGCUUUCGAUGGACGCCCACGAUGCGCCCAUUGUGUCCUCCUACAAUGACCGCAUCCGACCGUUGCUUGACUGCGUGGACAAACUCCGGCACCUGAAGAUAGCGCAGGAGGGGAUUCAGCUUCCGACGAUCGUCGUCGUCGGGGACCAGUCCUCCGGCAAGUCCAGCGUCCUCGAGUCCCUCGCCGGAAUCAGCCUCCCCAGGGGACAGGGGAUAUGCACCCGCGUCCCCCUCAUCAUGCGCCUCAAAAACGUACCCAAUCUCACCUCGCCGGAGCUCCACUUGGAGUUCAACGGAAAAGUCGUCCAGACCGACGAGGCCGGCGUGGCAGACGAUAUCGUCCUCGCAACCGAUGAAAUCGCCGGGAGGGGGAAAGGGAUUUCCCACACGCCGUUAACGUUGACCGUGAAGAAGAACGGCGUCCCGGAUUUGACCAUGGUGGAUCUGCCCGGAAUCACCCGGGUCCCUGUUCACGGUCAGCCGGAAGAUAUCUACGAGCAGAUAUCCAACAUCAUCAUGGAGUACAUUACACCCGAAGAGAGCAUUAUCCUCAAUGUUCUAUCAGCAAAUGUUGAUUUCUCAACUUGUGAGUCCAUAAGGAUGUCCCAAAAAGUGGACAAAACAGGGGAGAGGACGCUGGCGGUGGUGACCAAAGCCGACCGGGCACCCGAAGGCCUGCUCGAGAAGGUGACCGCGGACGAUGUCGGGAUUGGGCUUGGCUACGUCUGCGUCCGGAACAGAAUCGGAGAUGAAUCGUACGACGAGGCACGGGUAGAAGAGGCCAGGCUCUUCCAGAGCCAUCCUUUGCUUUCCAAGAUUGACAAGUCCAUUGUCUCAAUCCCUGUUUUGGCCCAGAAGCUGGUGAGAAUCCAGGCCAACAUCAUCUCCAAGUGCCUCCCUGAAAUCGUGAGGAAGAUAAACGACAAGCUCUCGGCCAACAUGGCCGACCUGAACAGGCUCCCGCAGGGACUGUCCUCUGUCUCUGAGGCGCUGACCGCCUUCAUGAGGAUCCUCAGCCAGGCGAAAGAGUCCCUGAGGAAGAUCCUCAUUAGGGGCGAGUUCGAAGAGUACCCAGAGGAAAAGGAGAUGCAUUGCACAGCCAGGAUGGUAGAGAUGUUGAACGUCUACUCCGGGCAAGUCCAGGCGUACCGAUUCAACUUCGAAGGGAAUAACAAUUUCUUGAUGGACGACGUCAUGGCCUUGGAGGAGGCCAAGGAGAUUGGCCUCCCCAAUUUCCUCCCCCGCGGCGCAUUCCUCUCCAUCCUCCAGAAGAGGGUGAAGGGGAUUUCUCCCCUGCCGCGGGAUUUCGUGGAGAAGUUCUGGGACUACAUAGAAGGUAUCCUUGUCAAGGUCUUGAUGCACCAUUCCGACAGCUACCCGCAGCUCCAAUCUUCGAUGCGAAGAGCUGCGCAGAAUCUUAUAGCCAAGAAGAAGGACAGGUCCUUCGAAUGGGUCGUCGAGAUCAUCGGGAUGGAGAUGCUCGCUGAUUAUUCAUGCAAUCCUGAGUACACUACGACGUGGAACAAGCUCAUGGAGAAGGAGGAGGAGUUCAUGGCGAUCUUGAACGAUGCUUCGAAGAGCUCGAGGAUGAAGAUCGAUGGGGUGGACGUUGAAAUCGGGCACCUGAGGUAUUACAAGGAUGUUGUGAAACAGGCUUUUGAUUUGAGGAUGAGGUUGAUAGCUUAUUGGAAGAUAGUUAUGAUGAGGCUUGUGGACUCCAUGGCGCUCCAUAUUCUUUUCAGCAUUCAGAAGCUGGUGAACAAGGACAUGGAGGAUGAGGUGGUGGCGGAUCUGAUGGCGCCCCACGGCGGCGGGAUUGAGAGGAUGCUGGAGGAGUCGCCGGUCGUGGCGGAGAAGCGCCACCGCUUGACCAAGAGCCUCAAGCUGCUCAAGGAAUCCAAGGACGUGGUGGGGAAUAUCAUGGACAGGCUUAUGAUGAAUAGUGAUGCUUGCUAAGGGAGGGAUGUUUGGAACUUUGAUGUGUCUGUGUUUUUUUUCUUAAACAUUUUCAUGAUGCGUUUUGGGUUUUUGUUCAAGUUAAUGCAGUUCAGGGGUUUAUU